GUACAUUCACCUUUUUUGAGAACUUGUGAUGUUUGUAAUAAAAUCAACAAGUGUGUGAUCCAAAUUUAAUGAAAAAUCACUAAAUAACAACCACAAAAUUACUUAAUUUAUACGAAGUACUACAUAGUUUUUUUUUGAGACCAUGGAAUACUAUAUAUUAUCUCCGUUAAUUGUUAUCUGUAACUUUGGGCAUUAUUUGAGAUAUAAAAUAUUCCAAAGUUGCAGAAUGAUAAUAAACGAAGGUAGAGUUUUUUUUUUUUUUUUUUUUUUUUUUUUUUUUUUUUUUUUUUAAUAAAAAUAAGGAAUAACAAGGAAAUAAUGAAAAGAAAAAAAAAAAAGCCCAUUUACUCUCCACAUUUCCACAUUUAACAAGUACAAUAUAAACCUGCCCUUUCCUUGCCCUCUAUAUUCCUCUUCCUUACACCAGGACAAAUUCCCCUUUUUAUUAUCUCCCUGUAAUUCAUACUUCACUCCUCAACAUUUUUACUUUUUUAAUUACACAUUUAUUGAAAGAAAUCAAACAAAAAGGUAAGCUCUUUUAUACUAACAAUAUGAUUAUUCAAUAUUAAUUUUCAUAUAUACAAUAAUCCAUAAUUCCAUAAACCUUCUAUUUUACCUGAAAUAGAUCAAAACAGUAGUAACUUUAUGCAUAAAUGUUGAUAAUCAACAACUUUUUAUUUACUUUAUUUUAUCUUUUCAUUUUUUAUACUGAAAAAAGAUUUGAUCUUGUGCAGAGACAGAAGCCCAUAAAAGGUGGAGGAGAGAGAAAAUGUAUAAUCAGAGUGAAUCUGCUGCUUGCUUUGACCCCAACAACAACCCUGAUGACCAACCUGCUUCUGCAGCAAUUGCUGCUGCUGCUGCAAUUAAUGGGUUUUCAUCCUAUGAGACAAAGACAAAGACUAUCACAACAAUUCUGCAGGAAUCAGAUUUCCAAAACCCUAAUAAUAAUCUUUGUAAUCAUUCUCAUUAUGAUCCCAAUACUACUUGGGACCAUAAUUCUGAAAUGGGUUUCACCAAUUUUGUUGAAAACAUACACCAUCACACUACUACAACUGAUCUUCUUACACUUCUGCACUUACCCAUUUCCUCUUUUGCUUCUGCUUCCUCCUCUUCGCCACCACCGCCUUCGGCUUUCGGGCUUUUAGGGGAGUUUAACCCGGCUAUGAUGGUUGAUUACCCGGUACACGGUGCCGGGUCCGGAUCUUCUUAUGAUCCUAAUUUGUUCCCUCAGAAUUCUGCUUUUAUGAUGAGAGAUCAGAUUUUGUUUCAUCCUAAUCACGUGUUUAGUACCGUGAAUGUGAAUGGGAUUGAUGGGGUUUACCAAGAAGAUGAUACCCAAUUUCUUAGGAAUGGGAUUCUUGAGUUUAGGAAAGGGAAAGGGAAAAUGGGUAAUAAUAAUAAUAGUAAUAAUAAGAGCCCUUAGAAUUCUGCUACUGAGAAACAAAGGAGGAGAAACUUCAGUGACAAGUAUGAGUAUCUCAGCAAACUCAUUCCCAACCAAACCAAGGUAUAUAAUGCUUAUUAAAAUUAUGGUUGAAUUUUUUACUAUUCUUUUGUCCGGAUUUUAUAGUCACGUAAUUACUCGUUUAGUUUACUCCACCUACAUCAUUAUUUUAUUAGUCACGUAAUUACUCGUUUAGUUUGCACUAUCUACAUGACUAUUUUAUUAUAAAGGCCAGAUUUAAUAGUCAGUGAACUACUCGUUUAGUUUAUACUGUAUACGUGAUUAUUUUAUUAUAAAGAAACAAAUUAUUUUAUAUUUUUUUUUAUGUGGGAGAUUAUUUUUUUGGUGUGGGUGAUUGUUUUAUAAAUUUUUGGAGGAAAUCCAAGUUCAUAUCUUGUUUAUAUCAGGGUAUGUAAGUCAUUUCGCGUGGGUAACUGAGGGGUAUAAUUGUCAAUUUUAGGUUUCUGCUGAUAUUCCCGUUUUGGUAUCCCCGUUUCAGUACUAUCCUGACGUUAACAGAAGACUUUAACUUUUAAGUGUCGAAUUGACGGGGUAAAAAGGACCAUUUUCACGAAAUGGCAGCAGCUUGAAGAAAUUGAGCACCCUAACCAAAUCCAGAAAUAAAUCAACUCCUUUAACAAGAAUGUACAAGUAAUGCUAAUUUAUAUAAAGGAAAACAAACCUGCAAUUCACCGGCUAAAAUACCCAGGAGUACGACCCUAAUUUCGCCAUUAUCACCACGUUUCUCGUACUGCUGCGAACCCUAGUUCGAUUUUGGAAUUUGGGGGAAAGAUAGUAGUAGUUGUUACUUGUUAGUGGAUUGAUUUGAAGGAAGAGAGAGAUAGAACUGGAAUUCGAAAAAAAGGGAGCAAAAUGAUGUCAAGAUCUUAUACCAAUCUUUUAGAUCUAGCUUCGGGGAAUUUUCCUGCGAUGGGGUUGGGGCGGGAGAAAUAGCGGCUUCCGAUGGUGAUGACGGUGGCAGGAGUGAUAUCGUAGCUUUUCUUUUUCUAGUAGUAUCUUUGUUUUGUAACUUUCUCUCUCCUCCUACCUAGAACCCAGAUUUAAUCAAUCCACA
This is a messenger RNA of Chenopodium quinoa (quinoa), 2519 nucleotides long. RefSeq lists its product as uncharacterized. The transcript has a single exon. NCBI's taxonomy places the organism in Eukaryota, Viridiplantae, Streptophyta, Magnoliopsida, Caryophyllales, Amaranthaceae. Bases 770 to 1423 code for a protein of 217 amino acids. The record is from RefSeq and is a predicted model, not a curated record.